AAGGUUCCCUGGCAAUUGUGUUUGUUGGGACAGUAGAGGACUUUCUGUUUAUCAAAAGAAACAGCACAGGGACUUUUUUCUGCACCAUGGCGGCGGUGAGUCUUGCAGGGAAGAAGAUCCUCAUCACGGGAGCAGGCAGUGGUAUUGGUCGCGCGACCGCCGUCAAACUGCACAAGCUGGGCGCCACUCUAGCCCUCACGGACAUUGAUGGCAGAGCCACAGACCAGACCCGUGAGCUGUGCGGAGAUGCUGGUGGUGUCGAGAGUCACUACGGAGGGGUGAUGGAUGUGGCGGACGAGAGGGAUGUAGCCUCGCGAGUCAAAGACAUCGUUGGUCGCUUUGACCACUUGGACCAUGUAUUCAAUUGCGCCGGUGUGAACCCGACGGCGAUGCCCCUUGUUGACACGCCGAGUGCUUAUUUCGACAAAUUGGUGGGUGUCAAUCUGAAAGGCGUGUACAAUGUCACCAGAGCCACGAUCCCACACAUGAAGACGCCGGGCAGCACCUACGUCAACGUCUCAUCCAUCUUGGGCUGGAACGCCAGGGCGCAGAUGUCCAUCUACUGCGCAACAAAGUUCGGGCUCAUUGGCUUCAGCAAAAGCAUGGCACUCGAACUGGGGCCCAAGGGGAUCCGGACGAAUGUCAUUGCGCCUGGCAAUGUCGAAACGCCCACCAACGAGGGUAUCAUGAGGGGCACUGCCGAAGCCAGAGAGGAGAUGGAGAAGAGCAAUGCUCUGGGCAGGAUAGGAACACCGGAGGAUAUUGCUGAUGUUGUUGCUUUUCUAAUGAGCGAAGAAGCACAGUUCAUGAACGGCAGCGUAGUCGAGGUUGACGGCAUGCCAAAAUGAUAGAAACCAAGGGAACAAGGCACGAGUCGAGGACGACUCUGAUGUUUG
Messenger RNA from Microdochium trichocladiopsis, 896 nucleotides. Its product is annotated as 3-oxoacyl-reductase. Gene Ontology annotation, molecular function: oxidoreductase activity. The coding region runs from base 87 to 848 and encodes 253 amino acids. The record is from RefSeq and is a predicted model, not a curated record. The transcript has 4 exons. NCBI's taxonomy places the organism in Eukaryota, Fungi, Ascomycota, Sordariomycetes, Xylariales, Microdochiaceae.